AUAUCCUCUUAUCUUUUUGGUUUAUACACUACUCUCUCUCUCUUCCUUUUUUUACUGGUAAACCGAAAAUCCAAAAGAAGGAAAAAAGAACAACAACGAAAGACGAGCAAGAAAACCGAGCUCUGGCCCCUUUUUAUCCGAGUCGACUCAGCCUCAACUCGGUUGCUUACCUUCUUCUUUCUCUCUCCUCACCAUUUCUCACAUUUCAAUCAAUCAAAUCGUUUUUCUUUUUCAAUAUUCAUCAUCUUCAAUCUUUGGCGGGCACUACAACAAUUUGGUUUAUACAGCUGGAAGAAAAUUGGGGGAAGAUAGGUGUAGGUUAAGGGGGAUAAUGUGUAUGUUCUGUGUGAUUCAGAAGUGGUCGCGCAGGGUUGCUACGAUGCUGCCUUGGUUAGUUAUUCCACUUAUAGGGCUAUGGGCUUUAUCUCAGCUCUUACCGCCCGCUUUUAGGUUCGAGAUUACAUCCCCGAGGUUGGCUUGUGUGUUUGUAUUGUUGGUUACAUUGUUUUGGUAUGAGGUUUUGAUGCCACAGUUGUCUGCUUGGCGUGUGAGGAGGAAUGCUCGUUUGAGGGAGAGGAAGAGGAAUGAGGCGUUGGAGUUGCAGAAGCGUAAAAAAACUGCUACUAGGAAGUGCAGGAACUGCUUGACACCUUAUCGGGAUCAGAAUCCGGGUGGGGGGAAGUUUAUGUGUUCGUAUUGUGGGCAUAUAUCGAAAAGACCGGUUCUUGAUUUGCCUGUUCCUCCUGGUAUUUCGAAUUCUGGGAUUAUUAAUGACUUGUUUGGUAAGGGUGGGAAGAUAUUGAAUGGGAAGCCCUGGACGGAUAAUGUAUCACUGUGCAGUCAAGAAUGGAUAGAGAAUGGGAGUUGGGUGGUUAAUGGCUCUUUUCCGGUUAAGUCUUCUUUUACACAACGGAAGAAUGGUGUUGGAUUGUUUGACAGAAGUGAAUCAUGCCUGGCAGAGCAGUCUUAUUCAGGUGUUUACUUUUUCAGUUGUAAACUUUUGACGUCUUUUUUGUUGAGCAUAAGGUGGCUUUGUAGAAAGCUCUUUAGGAUUAGCUCCUCAGCGGAUUCUUCAUCAGAUGCUGAUCACAGGGGGAUGAUGUCUAAGAAGGGUGAGAAUGGCAGCACAGGUCAAGAGAGCAGAGGUGAGAAAGCUCGUAGGAAAGCUGAAGAGAAGAGGCAAGCUAGAUUAGAGAAAGAGAUUUUGGAGGAGGAAGAGAGGAAGCAAAGGGAGGAGGUGGCGAGAUUGGUUGAGGAGCGCAGGAGGUUGCGGGAUGAGAAGAUAGAGGCUGAGAAUCGUGCCAAAGGAACCUCUUCAUUAAGGGAGAAAGACAGUAAGAGGGAAGCUGAGAAAAGGCGACAGGAGAGAAGAAAGGAAAAAGACAAAGGAUCUAGUAAAAGCAACUCUGAUGUGGAGGAGACAGAAAAGAAGCCGGGGAAGGAAAAUGACAGGAAACGUGACAUUGAAAGAAAGAACGAGUCUGAUCGACGGGAGUCGCCGAAGUCUGCAGUAGACAGUGUGAAGGGUCAAAAUGCUGAAGCAGGUUAUGCAGCAAAGGGUAAUCCUGCAAACAAUUUUAGCCGGGGGAAUGUUGGUGCUAGAUAUUUUGACCGUAUGAGAGGUACCUUCUUGUCUUCUUCCAAGGCAUUUACUGGCAGUGGUUUUUUUGGCAAAGCUGCCCCACCUACAGUUCCCUCUUCUAAAGAAAUCAAGCCCAAUGGUUCUGGAGAUAAUCCCUUAAUGACCAACAGCAGACGUGAUUUUCUUCCACCAGAGCGUCUGCCUGGGAGAACCCUUACGAAUGCAGAUGAUAAAAGCAGUACUCGUCCUGUCUUUUCAGAUAUGCAACCUAAGACACAACCAAAGUCGUGGCAACAAUUAUUUACUCCACAUCCAGCCUCCCAUCCAAAUGCCAUUAGCAGACCGAGUUCAAAAUCUCAAGCAGAAGGUCAAAGUGCCCACUUACCUUGCUCAGUAUCGUCUAUGCCGCUCUAUGAUAACCCAAUCAAUUUCCCAUCUCCAUUUAUGCUCCCCUCCUUUUCAAAUGGGCCUCUGACUAACAGUUGCCCACCUGAUGCAAAGCACUCAUUGUUUUCUAAUGUUUUGGACAUGCCUCAUGAUAUAUUGCCGGAAGAGCCAGAGCUUUUCGAGGAUCCAUGUUAUGAACCCGAUCCUGUGUCACUUCUUGGGCCUGUAUCCGAAUCACUUGAUAAUUUUCAGCUGGACCGUGGCAAUAGCUUUGUAAAAGAUGAAAUUGGCAAACCUUAUCCGUUGAUCAAUGUUUCCACCCCUUUGGAAGUCACCAGGCCUUCUCCAAUCGAAUCUCCAUUGUCCCGACUGAGAGUUGCUGAUGAAAAGCCGAAUAACCCUAGCCACUUCUCUAGUAGUCCGAGGGCCCUUGAUAUGCCAUUUCUCCCAGCUGCUGACUUGAAUGAUAUCAAUGAUAAGGGAACAUGGCAUAUGUGGAAUUCUUCUCCUCUUGGUCCUGAUGGGUUAAGUAUGGUUGGAGGUUCAGCCAACUGGAGUACACCACUAGAGCGAAGCAGACUGAACUGUGAAGAUAUGAUUCAUCAAUCACUGCAAAAGACUACAAAUUCUUUGUUUUCUAAAGAGGAUCUUUUUGCUUCUGGAACAAAUUCUCAUCAGAAUGUCCUGAUGGAAAAUGCCCAAAAUUGUAGUGCAUUUGGUGUCUCUGCUUUUAGCUCUAAAAAUCAAGAUCAAUGGAUGCAAGCGGCCUUUUUUCCGCCGCUUUGUAGCAGUGAAAGCCAUCUUCCUAUUAGUCCUACAGAGGAAGCUUCUGAGAAGAAUAAUUUAUGUGUGAGUUCUAGUGGGGCUGGAGUGAAUGCUCUUGAUCCAUCCACACCCAGUUGGUCCAAGAAUGAGUGGUCUGUCAAGGGCGUUCGAAACCCAUCUGUUGUCAAAUCUCCUAUUGGUGGCUUAUAUUCACCCCCAAAUGUACAGUCACUUUGGUCAUUUGAAUGAAAACUGGAAAAAGUAAAAAAGAACAAAGAGGAAAAAAAAAAACUUAUGAGGGUACUUCUUAAUACACCUGUUCUUGAUGAGGUAACUAGCCUCUUUUUUUGAGGGCAGUUCAGAUACACUGGAAGCAUUGUAUCUAUCUUCUUAGUUUUUACUAUGAGGAAGAUUGAUGUUUACUUA
This is a messenger RNA of Beta vulgaris subsp. vulgaris (sugar beet), 3160 nucleotides long. RefSeq lists its product as hypothetical. NCBI's taxonomy places the organism in Eukaryota, Viridiplantae, Streptophyta, Magnoliopsida, Caryophyllales, Amaranthaceae. The record is from RefSeq and is a predicted model, not a curated record. Bases 332 to 2983 code for a protein of 883 amino acids. The transcript has 4 exons.